AUGAAUACUUAAGAAAAAUUAGAUUAAAUAUCGGAACAGGUAGAUUCUCUAAAUAGGAAAUACGGAGAGAGGAGUAUCUCCCCCACUCAAGACUCCCAAAGAAAAAAUAUGCGUCGAAUCAAAAGCAGUGGUCAAUCCCUCAAAACAUUCAAUAUGAAACCUCAAUAACAAAACUUUCUAAAAUCCUCCAAAGAAACAUCUGGAGGAGGAUUCUAUUAGAGAUCUUAAAUAAUGGGUACAUCAUUUCCUUCAAUACGUACAAGAGAUAAAUAGAAUAAUGAAUCAAAAUAAGUGAAUGCUAAGAAAGAAGAGAGUGUGAGUUUGGCUCACAUAGAUUCAAUAGUGGGGAUCAAAUCUCUACUGGGACCCAAUCAUCAUUGUCACUUCGAAAUUUAAGUAAAACAUCUUGUUGCCAAAUUGGAAGCCAGUGAAUAGUUAACAAUCAAAGCCAAGGAAGAAUUGGAGAGUGUAAUUUGGAUGGUCAAGAAUUAUAAUAGUGAAGGUUUGAUAUCCAAGUUAUUACAAUUGUAAUAAUUGAAAAAUGAAUUAGAGAAGGAUCAACAAUUGAUGAGGGAGGAAAUAGAAAUGCUGGGAAUGCAGAGAGAUGAUUGGUAAUCCAAGUAUUAGGAGAUUUAUGAGAAACUAUUGAAAAUGCAAGGUAUUGAAAAUGAUCUGCAUGAUGCAUUACAUAAAUUGUAGAUGUCAAAUGAGUCAUUAGAAUAAAUUAACAGGAGAUUGAGAGAAAAGCAAUUGGAAGUUUAGGAUUGGCAAAGGAAAUGCAAUACUCAUGAUGAAUAAUUUAAAAUCAGGAUCACCAAAUUGGAAGAAACAUUAAAAGAAAAAGAAACAUAAAUUUAACAAUUACAAAAGAAAUUAUAAAGAUUAGAUAGUGAAAAUGCAUUCCUACAAUAAGAGAUGAGGAACAAGACAGAAAAAUUGGAAGAAGAACAAAGAAGAUCAAAAUAAUUACAUGCCGAGUUAUUAGAUACUAGAGUCAAUAAGGUUUAGAAUUUGUAAGAUGAAAUUGUCAAGUAAAAGAAAGUCAUCCAAUAGAGAGUAGAAGAAAUUGAAGAACAAGAGAAAAAGAAUAAAUUAUUGAAUGUAAAUUAUUGUUCAUUAUUGUAGAAUAAACUCAAUCUAUUAGAAACGUAAUUGAAGAAUUUUGAUGAUGUGGCUAGAUAAGAAAAAGAAGAGUUAGAAAAAGGAUGGUAGAAGAAGUAUAAGGAAUUGGAGAAAUAGAGUGUCUAAUACAAAAGAGAUUUGAAUUAGUUGGAAAUACAAUUAUAAUAAGUUGAUUUGUUAGUCUAAUAGAAAGAGCAAGAAGUAGAAUAAGCAGUAGUUAAAGUUAAAGAACUAUCAGAUUUAAAUGAGAGGCAACUAUAAACUCUGCAAGCCAAUUCUAUUGAAAUACUUAGAUUGAAUCAGGAAGUCUAAGAGAAGGAUUAAGAUUUAGAAUAUGCAGAAUAAUAAAAUGAAGAAAUCUCCAAAGAACGAACUACUUUGAUGGAUAGAAUUGGAGAAUAAAACAAUGAGAUUUCUGAUCUUAAAUAAUAGGCAUUUUAAAUGAAGAAGGAGUUGGAGGGUAUGAAAUGGGAGAAACAAGAUUCAGAUAGAAAAUUGGAGAGGCUAAAUGAAUAGAUCGCAUAGGCUAAUCAAAGUUCAGAUCAAUUUAGAUAAUAAUUAGAUGAAGAGAUCAAGAAAACAUACUCAUUGUAUUCUGAAAUCAAUAAGUUGAAAUAAGACAUUGAAGACUUAAAGGUCUAACAUCAAAAGGAAAUGUAAUAGCAAUAGAAGGUUAUUGAUGGUAAAGAUGAGGAAAUAAAGAAAUUGCAUGAUAAAUUAUAAGAAUUCUAGGAUCAAGAUAAAGAUCUAUCAGACAAAUUAAAAAAGUUGAUGAAUGAGAAUGAGAAUAAUUCGAAGUUGAUUUAGUAAUUGUAGAAUGAAAAAUUAGAGUUGGAAUAAUAAAUUGAAGAGCUAAAGAAAUUGCUUUCUCAAUAUGAAUAACAAACUAUAGAAUUCUAGAAGGAAAAACAAUAAUUACUGUAGAAAAUAGAAGAAAUCCAAAACGAUAAGACUGAAGUCCAACUAUUGAAUGCUGAAAUAGAAAAGUUAAAAGCUGAUUUAGACUCAAAAAAAAACUAUGACGAAUUGAAAGAAAUGGCUAGUCAAAUUAAUACGGUUUAUGAAGAAAAGGUGUAGUUGGAAAAACAAAAGAAUGAAUUGCAAAUUUAAUUAAAUAAAACAACUGAAGAACUUAAAGAAUGGAAAGACAAAUAUGCUAAAUUAGAAAAUGAUAAGAAAAAUAGUGAUGCUUUAUACGCUUAAUUUAAAGAGAGGUCAGAACAGUAGCAAGAAAUUUAUUUAACACAAAUCAAAGGAAUGGAAAAAAAGAACUUUUAACUUAAUGAGGAAUACUAAAAAUGCCUAGACAAAAUCGAUAUUUUAGAAGAAGCCCUCUAAAAUUAGAGUAAAGAUAUUAAAAUCAUUCCAAAAUAAGCCUAAAUCCCUCUUCAUAGAAAUAAUACAUUUCAACAGAUCUUUGUUGAGGACAAGGUGUUUUCUAAGGAUUCUACAAAUGAAGAAAUUCAAUUGAAAUUCUCAGAAAUUGAUUUUACAAGAUCGAAAGGACAUCUUACAAUUUGCUUUUGGGUUAAAAUUGAUAGAACUAAUUCUAAAGAAAUGCUUCCUAUCCUCAAAAUUAGCACUGAAAACAAGAAGCUUCUAGAAAUGGGUGUUUAUUUAGAUAGCAAAUAGGUGUAUAGUACUUUCAUUCCUAACAAUCAUCCCAAAAACACUAAAUAACAGAAUCCAUUAACAGUUACCUCCUAACUAUCAAUUAAAUUAGGAGAAUUUUAAUUGUUAGCCCUUAUUUUAAACGAAUCAGGCUAAUAUAUGGAUAUGGGUUUGUGUUUGAAUGGAGUUAGAGAUGAUUAGGUUUCAAUUUCCACUUCUUUAAUCUUCCCAGAGGCUCAAUUGUCAUUUGGAAAAUACACCACUCAUCAUCUUGUAUUAAAGGAUUGUUUAGUAAUAACUGAGAAUUUACAAAGAAUCAACAUAUUUAAAGAAGUAUAUUAAACAUUCUAUCAAAAAUAUAAUGGAGUUAAGAAAAUGAGUAGAAGAUAUGGAUAGAAGAAAGAAAGUAUCUCCUAUUUAUCUGCAGGAGAUUUGAUAUUCUUUUUGAUUUAACAACAUGAAUAAUCUCCCCCGAAAUCAGGAAGCAGAUCUAAAUCCCCUCCCCCAACUUAAGCAGUAAUUAUCAAUAAUCGAACCAUUCCAGCUGGAUUAGUUAGUUAAUAUGAAUUAGCAAAUACCUAAACAAAAACUGAAGAAACCAAGCCAGAAGAGAUUCAAGAAUAACCUUAAUGGAGCAGGAAGUAUUCAAUGGAUAAACUCAAGAAGUUUUUAUAUACAAAUUUCAAUUAUAAGAGGUUGUUGAGUCCAUUCACUGAAAAUUAUGAUUACAUUAGUUUGGGAUUACAAUUAUUACAACCACCACGAAAUGAUGAGUAACCUCCUACCAAAUUUCAUAAAGUGAUCAAACCAAAAAUCCAAUUAUCUCCCUAUUAUAUGAUGCCUUAUAAAUAGUUUCUUCAAUAUAUCCAAUUUGUGGGAUUAUUAAGAGUAACCUUUGAAGAAUUACACGAUUUGUGUGAAUUAAUGGAAGUAAUCUAUACAAGUGACAAAGUACAAUAUAUUCACUAUGAUCACUUUCUGAUUGUGUUAAGAGAAUGUAUUAUGACAAGGGCUGACUUAAAGAAGAAAAAGGAGUUAGAAAAAGGUGAGCCUCAACCACCACAAGAAAUCAUCAUAAAAUCAACAGGCAAGGAAGAGCAAGAAGUUGAAUUGUUUAAUGCUGUUGAAGUAACAGAGGUUUCAAUUAUAAAAAAUGAAUAAGAAACUCAAUUAGAAAUCAAAUUAAAAAAUGAUUCCGUACAGACCUUCCCUCUUGAACAUUUGCCUGCAGCAUUUGUUGGUACAUUGAAUCUAAGCUAGUAAAGAAAGUUGAGUUUUAUCUUUUCCAAUGAUUCACAAAUUAAUGAGAUCAAAACAGAGACCAAUUCAUUAUUGUUGGGAGAGUAAAGUGAAAUCACAUUGAAUCAUGAAGUAGAAUUAGAUGAAAAUGAAAAAAUAGUCAAAUUUAGCAUAUAAGAUAAACAAAUAAGAAUAGUGAUCUAAAAUUCUAAGAAAAUACUUGAAGAAAUUCCACCACUUGAGAUGGAUCCAGAAACUGAAUUGGAAACUUUGAGUUUACCUUAAGUUCCAGACAAUUGGAAUCUUGGCAAAUUCUAUGUCAAUAUUACCAGAUGCUAAAAUUGUGAUAAGCACCAAUAGACUACAAGGCAUUAAGAGAAAGAUUUUAUAGAGAAGACAGAAUAUGUAACAAAUAUUCUCAAGGAACUAUUUCCUAAUGUUGAAAUUAUUGAAAAUGAAGAUAAGACUGACAAAUUGGAAAACUUUGAAGUGUAUAUCAAAAAUUCUCUUGGUCCUGAAAAGAUCAUGCUUCUUCAGAAACAAGAGAAUAUGAAUAAGUUUAAAGAUCAUUUUAAUGAUAAAUUGCCCAAUCUAUUUGAAAAAUUAAUGCGCAUAAUCAAUUUUCAUGGUACAACAGAGAAGUUGGGACAGGAGUAGGAAAAGUUAAAGUGA
Paramecium tetraurelia is the source of this 4644-nucleotide messenger RNA. RefSeq lists its product as uncharacterized. The record is from RefSeq and is a predicted model, not a curated record. Lineage: Eukaryota; Ciliophora; Oligohymenophorea; Peniculida; Parameciidae. The transcript is spliced from 6 exons.